AUGCAAUUUCGCUACUCGACCGGCACCUCCAACCCAUUUACCUUCCCCUGGGAAGCUGGCAUUCCCAACACCCCAUUCUGGGACACGUUCUCCUUCAGCCAAGCGGCCUGUAUCUUAAAGGCCCUCCCUCCCAUUGAGCUAGGAAUACGACCUCGACGCGCGCUACGGCUCCUCAGCAAGCCAACCAGAGAAAAUGGCCGUUAUCCUCGACAUCCCUCCAAGAAAAGAUCAAACACGAGGAAGCCAGAUACACUCUCCCAGACAACUUCCAUAACGCUGAUCAUACCCUCUACAGACGUUUCUGGCUUGCUGUCGCCAGCCCUCUCAGGCUUUUUGAUUCAUUAUGGUACUACGAGCAAAGUUCAAGAGGGUUUGGGAUUGACUGGAUCUUGUUUGGAGUGGUUGGAUAAGAAGCUGGGCAGGGCAUCGCCGCAGGGUAUUGAGGUGAUGGGGAAUAUUGCGGAGGCAGAGUGGAAGAUGGGAAGAAGGGAAGAGGCGGAGGGGAUGAUCAAGGAGGCACAUGAGUGUAUUGAUGAAUUGGAGGGGACGAAGUUUGCUGUGUAUGAGGAUGAUGAGAGGGAGUUUACGCAGGAGUGGGAGAAGGGGCUGAGGGAAUAG
Molecule: messenger RNA, 618 nt
Organism: Aspergillus niger
Lineage: Eukaryota; Fungi; Ascomycota; Eurotiomycetes; Eurotiales; Aspergillaceae
Exons: 2
Coding region: 1-618 (205 amino acids)
Source: RefSeq, a predicted model, not a curated record